AGUGGAACAGGAUAUGACGCCAUCUUCUCCGUGUACACCAGCUGAUCGGAGACAGAAACAAUAACGACCACAGCCGUCAUUAUUGGCGAUUUCUAACACAGAGAAUGUGAAGGACCGUGUUAGUAAGCAGGCUCAUACGGGGCUGACUGUCAGUGGAAGCUGCUGCAGUGGCGACGAAGAGCUAAAGACGCUUAGUUUGUUACAUCAGAGGCCUACCUGCGAUGCUAAGCUAAGUACCGAGCUGUCACCGUUAGCACGGUAAACAGUUGGAGAAACAAGUGAGGGGAGAUCUUCCCAGCUGUAAUUAGAGACGUUUGUCUGGCAGUGUGUGCUGUAGAUGUGUGGGACGUCUGUGUAAGCCUGUCUGCUGAUCACAGCCUCUCACAGACCUUCUCUUUGCGCUUUCGCUCAGCCGUAAGAUGUGGUUGAAACUGUUCUUCUUGCUCUUAUAUUUCAUAGUGUUGUUUACGUUGGCGAGGAUUUUUGAGGCAGUAGUUUGGUAUGAGACUGGUAUGUUCGCCACGCAGCUUGUCGAUCCCGUUACUCUCAGUUACAAGAAGUUAAAGACCAUCCUGGAAUGCCGAGGGCUGGGAUACUCCGGGCUGGUCGAGAAGAAGGAUGUGAGCGAGCUGGUAGAGAAAUCAGGAGAGCUGACACAGGGGGAGCUGUACUCUGCCAUAAAGAAGCAGGAGCAGACAGAGGCCGACGGCUCCAGCACCACACACUUCAGUGGAGAGAUGCACUUCUAUGAAUUAGUAGAGGACACUAAAGAUGGGAUCUGGUUAGUUCAGGUCAUUGCUCAGGACCGGGAAGCUCUGCUCAGUCAGUCCAACUGGGGGAAGAUGGUACAGAAGGUGUCCCAGUUUGGUAUCAGAACUGGAACCUUCAACUGCUCCAAUGACUACAGGUCAUGCAUCAAGCGUGGCUGGCAGCGCUCCACCCUGAUCAUGUCGGUUCCCCAGACUUCAGCAUCAAAGGGCAAAGUCAUGCUUAAAGAGUACAAGGGGAUUCGGAUUGAAACUGAGCAGAUCUUCCGCUGGAUGACCUCACAUGUGGCUCAUCGAAUCAAAACCCUGCAUCAUUCUGAGCAGCUGGUGGAGGAGUGGCGUUCUGACCCAGCUCAUCCACUGAAAAUGUUUCUGUUUGCCCGCCUGUCCCAGCCGCCAGCCUUUUUCUCCUCGCUGUCUGUUAAGUUCACUGGCAGGAUUGAGUUCAUCUUUGUGGACGUGCGUCGUUGGGGUAACUAUAGCAGCCUAUCAGAGAUUGGUGUAACACGCAGCCCCGCCUACAUCCUUAAGAUGCCUGAGGGCAUAUAUCACUACGGCAACAGCACCGGGGAGUUCCUGUCCCUCGCUGCCAUGGAUACUUUCCUGCGGUCGGUCCAACCAGAGGUCAACGAUCUGUUUGUCUUCAGUUUGGUCCUCAUCAACUUGCUGGCCUGGAUGGACCUCUUCAUUACACAGGGAGCAACAGUGAAACGAUUUGUAGUUCUGAUCCGAACACUUGGGACCUACAACUCCAUACUGCUGGUUUCCUGGCUGCCAGUUCUGGCUCUCCUUCAGCUGCCCUAUCUGGACAUUCUGCAUGGCUACAGUCUGAAGCUGCUGCGUUAUGCUGACACCACUACACUAGCCAGCCUAGUGAGAGCUGACUGGACCUUCUACUCAUCCCACCCAGCUCUCUUCCUGUCUACCUAUCUAGCCCACGGCCUGCUAGUCGACUACUUUGAGAAGAAACGGCGCUGUGGUACCAGGAGCCAAGAAGACAGCCGUACAAACCUGGAGUGGCUGGCCAGUCUGUGGGACUGGUACACUUCCUACCUGCUCCAUCCAAUUGCAUCACUACAGCAGUUUCCGUCUGACCACUCAGAGUGGGAAGAUGAUCCUAACUUCUUAUUUGAGCAUUUGGCUUUUCCUGAUCUGUGGCUUCGUCCAUUAGUAAACAUGGAUUACAUCAAAACACUGCCAACCUGGAGGCUCAGAGCAGUUGGUCAGUCCAGGUUGGAGGCCUCUUCUGAAAAGGCGGAUGAAGAAACACGUAGUCAACAUUCAGACAAAGAGAGGAAGGAACCUCCACAUGGUAGCAGCAGCCACAAGAGAUCACUGUGUAGUGUGAACUUCAACUCACAGCUUCCUGCGUGCAGCGACGUGGAUGCCAGCGGCGGCUGUCAGUGUGCGUGUGCUGUUGUAUCAUCCCGGAAUGGAAGCUCGCUGUCAGCUGACAGGGCGGUGAAGGAUAACUGCGUCGUAUCUGACUGUGUUUCUAACCAUCAACACUGUGAUUGGUCAAUGUGGCCCUGUGACAUGCUUCAGUGUUCAGAAUGUGUGGUUUGUCUGGAGACCUUUGUGAGCGAGGAGGUACUGAUGGGUCUCCCCUGUGGCCACGCCUUCCACCAGCAGUGCAUUGUGGUAUGGUUGGCAGCGGGCAGACACUGCUGUCCAGUAUGUCGCUGGCCCAGCUACAAAAAGAAACAGCAGAGGGCUGCUCAGAGUAGUUCUACUGACAACACAGUGCAGGACUGAUGAGUCGAUGGUGACAGUUUCUCCUCUUCGUGUGUCUCUUCAGACUCUCUUACCAUCAAGAAUAAUUAAGAAGGAAACGUGGUCAGUAAGCGUGAUUAGGGCGGCGUUAUUAUGAGCCAUUAGUAAUCUUUGCUUCCAUUCCUGUUGAUGAGCUGCCGUGAUGACAGCUAUCAAAGCCCAGUUAAUGCUUCUUAUCUAGACAGGACGUCGACUCUCACAGUAACCAUAUGUGUAGCCACAAUAAACAAUGUAGUGCAGUGAAAACAUUUUUAAUUUUGCCUUUGUCAUUCUUAAAGUUUGGAUGUUGUCAGUCUGAGAGAAAAUGUAAUCGCCCCAUAACGCUACCAGUUGGAUUUCUUUCAGGACGAUAAGCUGAAUGCAUCAGAAGACAUUUGUACAAAAAUCUAUGUAGACUCUGUGCUUCAUCCUGUGUCAUGACCAUCUGCACCUGCAGCAAAGAAGGCUUUUGCUUUUUGUUUGCAUUUUGUUCUGAACUGUAUGAAAUGAAAUGGCUUUGUCUCAAUGCACAUUGGUCACCAUAGGAGAGCAGUAUAAUUCAAAUAAAUUAAUUGGAUAUAAUUGCUGAGAAGCACUUUCCUAUAACUCUGACAGUUUUUCCCAAGAAACAUCUGGAAUUAUUCAGAAUAAACUUUGUUUCCUGUCUGUAGCAAUAUUUCACCUGAGAAGUCAUCAACUCAGAUUAUGGUCACAGGUCUCACACAGUGAAACUGUGAUCUGCAUGCAGGGCGACAGGACUGACUCUGACUGGACUGUGUUGGUGGAGCACUUUGAAAACCUCACUGGUCACCAGAAAAUGAGGCGUUGGUGUUUGUAAGCUGAUUCAGAGUAACAGUAAAGUGUGACCAGUUAUAGACUUCGUCACUAUUGUUUAACUUGAUUUUCUUUGUGAUGCUGAAUUCUUUGUGGUCUCUAAAGACUAAAUCAAAGCAAAUGUCACAAAAUUGGGGUUCAUAUGUGCGAGAGCUGAAAUAAGGGUCACCGCAUGCUUCAGAGACGAAUCAUCUUUGGAGUAAACUGUGUGGGUGAUCAGCACCAUCUUACAUCCACUCGAAGAACACUCAAGCAACACCACUAACCUGGUGGCUGCGACUAUGAUCAGAGUAAGCAGUACCAGCUGUGCACAGUCGCACCCAGGACAGAUUCAGCUUUUACCAGAUAAGAGCAAGACGAGACCCCAUUGUUAUGGGACCACAACAGCUGCAUUAUCUGUGAGUUUUUAGACUGCCCGUCUUCAAAACUAUUCUGUUUUGUAUGAUAUAAAUAUGUUACCACAAAUGUGCCCUGAUCAACUGAACCCAAACCAUCUGCCUAAUAUUUUUUUCCUAUUUUGCUCCAAAACAUUCUGACGUUCCCACUUGCUGCGGUGCAUCCUGUCAAUGCUCCGUGGGGUUGGGAUGUGUGAACAUGCUCAGUGCUUCGACCUGAGCAGUUUUUCCCAUCAAACAACAUUUAUUGUCCUGCUAGUUUAAGCUGCUGCACCACGGUGGGCGCUAUAGGUCUGCAACAGUCUGUGGGUGGAUGGUACGUGCAUCCUCAUGGAUGGAUGCAAGGUUUCCCUGGCAAAUAUUGCAUUGUAAUUAAAAGUUUAACAUUA
Oreochromis aureus is the source of this 4137-nucleotide messenger RNA. RefSeq names its product ring finger protein 103 (gene rnf103). Gene Ontology annotation, biological process: protein ubiquitination. Gene Ontology annotation, cellular component: endoplasmic reticulum. NCBI's taxonomy places the organism in Eukaryota, Metazoa, Chordata, Actinopteri, Cichliformes, Cichlidae. Bases 420 to 2522 code for a protein of 700 amino acids. The transcript has 7 exons. The record is from RefSeq and is a predicted model, not a curated record. Gene Ontology annotation, molecular function: ubiquitin-protein transferase activity.